This is a messenger RNA of Staurois parvus, 277 nucleotides long. The record is from the annotation of a GenBank genome assembly. NCBI's taxonomy places the organism in Eukaryota, Metazoa, Chordata, Amphibia, Anura, Ranidae.
AGUUACAACCAGGGGCGGACUGACCAUUUGGAAACUCGGGCACUGCCCGAGGGCCCGGGGUCAGUAGGGGGCCCCAUGAGAUGCCCCUGGUACCUUUUUCAUAGGCUUUUUUGAGUUUGGGCAAGGACACAGGGGCCCCAUGAUCCCCUAUUGCCUGGGGGCCCCAUGAGUUGUCAGUCUGCCCCUGGUUACAACACUGCUUUUUGGGCAAGGACACGGGCCCCAUGAUUCCCUAUUGCCUGGGGGCCCCAUGAGUUGUCAGUCCGCCCCUGCCCGU